AUGUAUAUCAUUCAACCAUACACCCAUUACAUGUCGUCUGCAGUGAGAUCCCUGCUGUUGUUCGCAACAUCCGCAUUAGCCUUUGCCGUCGAGAACACCCUUUCCAGCUCUACUACCAGCGCUGGACGCCACCCUACUUUCGCCAACAACAAUCAUUUCAAUGGCACAGUCAAGACUACCGAUGACAACCCAUGGACACUGUCUGUUGCCCGAGGCGCAAAGCUCCUUCAAGGUAUGAAAGCCAGCGACGCUGAAGCCGCUGCUCUCUACAACCUAGGCGCCAGCGCAGAGAGCGCAUUCGAUGGCGACCUCAUAAACAAGCUACGUGAGUGGGGUUACAACGAUGCCACGGAUGCCCUCGCCAAACAAGCAGACCUCGAAUGCAAUUUUGACAGCUCGAAUGGACACAUGCUGAAGAAGGCCUUCAGCGACCUUGCCAUCUCGACCAAGCCCAAGAGUUAG
Molecule: messenger RNA, 462 nt
Organism: Alternaria arborescens
Lineage: Eukaryota; Fungi; Ascomycota; Dothideomycetes; Pleosporales; Pleosporaceae
Exons: 2
Coding region: 1-462 (153 amino acids)
Source: RefSeq, a predicted model, not a curated record